Molecule: messenger RNA, 762 nt
Organism: Argentina anserina (silverweed cinquefoil)
Lineage: Eukaryota; Viridiplantae; Streptophyta; Magnoliopsida; Rosales; Rosaceae
Product: DNA-directed RNA polymerase I subunit RPA12-like
Exons: 6
Coding region: 118-483 (121 amino acids)
Biological process (GO): termination of RNA polymerase I transcription; DNA-templated transcription
Cellular component (GO): RNA polymerase I complex
Molecular function (GO): zinc ion binding; nucleic acid binding
Source: RefSeq, a predicted model, not a curated record
CACUACUUCAACUUGUUUCUCUCACGGCGAACCGCGUGGGUUGCCGCCUCCCGGCCUUUCUCUAUCUAUCUCCCGACGGCGCUACGUCUCCCUCUCCAUAAGGUUUGCUAACCAGCAAUGGCUUCUGUGACAAAUUCCCGCGAUUUCAUGUUCUGCAACAUCUGUGGGACUAUGCUAUCUAUGACUUAUACUCCUUUUGCUGAACCCGGCCAAUGCCCCAAGUGCAAAUUCUCGCGACCUAUAAAAGAGCUCUCCAGAUAUCAAAUAUCGUACGCGGUCAGUAAAGAGGAUAUCCAAAGGGAGCUAGGUAUAUCAAAUAUUAAGGAGGAAAAGACUGAAUUAGCAAAGACGGACAUGAAAAAAUGUGAAAAGUGUGGCCACAAUGAGCACACAUAUUUCUCUAGACAGAUGAGAUCCGCUGAUGAGGGGCAAACUACUUUUUAUACUUGCACCAAGUGCAAUAACAGUUUUAGUGAGAAUUAAUAUGUGGAUUAUACAACUCUUUUUCGCUCAACUGAAAGAGUUAUUCCAGUUGUUUUUCCUCCAGAUGAUUGUCCAUCAUGUACUACUGUCAAAAGCUUGAUCUUGACUCUCAAACCUCUAAUGGUUCAAAAUGUACCUUGUGAUUUGUAAGGAACUUAUGAAAUCCUUGAUGCUUGUAUGGCCCCAGUUGACCGUAGAUGAUGAUCUGGUAGAAUUACUGUAAUUCUUAAAUGUUAAUGAAACAACUUGGAGUGAAUUAGAUUGGUGAAUUUCUUGUGC